AUGCGACCUGCGGCAGAUCCUCACGCGGUGCCGGCCUCGUGUGAUGAGCCUGCCCUACCAGAGUCGCUGUUGCCAGCCGCGAUAGACAGGUACGAGUCGGGUCUAUUGUCCCAUCUGGGCCUGGUCAAGCGGCUGCAAACUGGAGAUGGAGCAGUGGCACACCAGACCGUUUCCCAGGUGCUGGAAAGCGCCCAGAGGUUGCUGGAUCAGUUCUCGGUGCUGAGGAACAAACUUGUCUCCUUGGCAUCCAGCGAUGAGCCCGCAAUAAAGAACGGGGAAAACUCACAAAGUGAGCGGAAUAUCCACCGCGCGACGGGGGCGUCGCGCAUUUCGAAAAUGACUGGUAAUGGAUCCAAGUCACAAGUUCCGCACUCUCACGAACCUUGCAUUUCUCCAACUCUGAAGCCUCGCUAUGCCUUGAAGCGCACAUGGGUGCAAGAUACCGAUUCGGGAAUAGAAGAUCGAAGCGAUCGAAAUGAUGACGUAUCGCAAAAGCGCCCAAGAACAAAACUAAAACUACCUGGAGCAAGCAACGAUGUCAAUGACUUUGUACCAGUAGCCUUGCAAAAGGAUGACAUAUCCGAAGAAGUAGAACAGCGAUUGAGACUUCGAGAGGAAAGGCGAGAAAAGCGCAACACAGUGUCGACGAAUAAGCGGAAGAGAGAUAGCACCACAGCUAAGGAUGAUAUCGCUCUGGUUAAGGCAGAACAAUUAAUUGGCAAACGUCACAAGGCAGAGCCAUUUGAAUAG
Talaromyces proteolyticus is the source of this 750-nucleotide messenger RNA. RefSeq lists its product as uncharacterized. The transcript is spliced from 3 exons. NCBI's taxonomy places the organism in Eukaryota, Fungi, Ascomycota, Eurotiomycetes, Eurotiales, Trichocomaceae. The record is from RefSeq and is a predicted model, not a curated record. Bases 1 to 750 code for a protein of 249 amino acids.